Molecule: messenger RNA, 1620 nt
Organism: Purpureocillium lilacinum
Lineage: Eukaryota; Fungi; Ascomycota; Sordariomycetes; Hypocreales; Ophiocordycipitaceae
Source: RefSeq, a predicted model, not a curated record
AUGAUACGACCAGCCACGCGCCGGGCGCCUCAGCUCCCUGCCACAGAGCUUUGCCCCGGUGCUCACCAGCGACGCUUCAAGACUUUUGUCCGCCACGUCGACAAGAAUAACCAAGUGUACUAUACGCUCGCGAACCGACGGCCGCGCCCGGACCCCGCCUCUCCCGCACAGCAUGAGUUCUUCUCCAUGCCAGACCUGCUGCUCGACUUGGACGCCGAGGGCACCGUCGGCGUGCGCCCCUUCGAUGAGGAAGCCGACGAGCGCCGGCUCAAGGAGAAGUGGCCCGCCGAGCCGCUCAAGCGUGCCGCCGUGAAGGCGAGGGUUGAGCAGUUUGAGGAGCAGGUCUACGAGUCACGUCGCAGGGCGAGGCAGCUCUGGUCGCAGCCAACGAACAUCUGGCGCAUCACUCCCCACGAUGUUCUGUCUGCUGCGCUGCGAGGCGCACCGUCGUCAGACGAGUCAGUACAGUUGGGCGCUUCCGAGGCGGUAUCAGGGCCAGUAGCCGGCACAAGUGUCCUCGCUCAGCUACGCAUCGAGAACGGCAUCCCUCCUCAUGCAUUAGAUGAGGACCAGCAGCUGCUACGGUGGAUGCUUCUCCGACAGCACAGCCUCCAACACUCCAGAGAGAGCAGGGACGAGGCUGCCCCGACUCCCACGCAGCUGACGGAAGCGCUCAGGAAGCAGAGCUCCAUCACGGAGAUCAGGAGGCUCAUCUUCCAGUGCCUCGCCGCAGGCACCAGUGUCGACGGCUUCAGCUCGCUGGGACGACCGAAGCCGAAUCUAUCACUCGAGGUUCGGCAGGCGUAUGAGCGGGCGCUCGAUGAGGAUCCAACUCCCGGACGCCAGAAUCUCGAGGCUUUAACAGCUAUAGGCAACCUUGCAGCAAGACUGGCAACCCUCGGUACUGACAUAGGGGCCCCGUUGUAUGGCCUCGGCCUCAGACUGGCUGCGGAGGCUGGUCUCCCAGAGACACUCUCGGAGUGGUUUCACCGCGGCUACGAAGCGCAAAUAUGGAUCGUCGACGCGGGAUCAUCAAAAGACGUGAUAUCGUCUCUCUCAGCCAUCAAUUCCAUCCUUGCCGACCAGCAGCACGCUGCCAUGAAGAGCAUACCACAGCGGCAGCUCAUCUUUCAACUCCUCACGGGAAUUGACGAGAACGACGCCCUCUCACCAGAAUCAUUCCGAGGCCUGGUCAUGCUCUAUCUCCAGCAAGGCACACCGGCCCACGCGCCAUCAUCGCUGGCAGCCUACCAGUCGUACAUAUCCCUUCUUGGUCACCUCGGCGCCGCCAGGACCCUGUGGAAGGAAUGGCGCCUUAGCGCGCCGCAAGCCCGUGCUCUGGCCGGAAUGCAAAAGGCAAAAGGCGAUGCAGUCGAUGUCGCAUUUGCAGAAGCCGUGCGGUGCGCGUCCCGCGUCAUCGCUGCGGGGGAUGGCGAGAUGGCCCCUGAUCUCAGCCUCGACGAGUGCGCCCGCCUCGACUAUCACGCCAUCGAGAUGCACGACACAGGGGCCUGGUAUGACGCCCCCGGCCAUACCCCGGAAUCUGCCCUUGCCGCGGCUGCACUCGACAUGCCACUCGACAUAUGUAUCGAGCGAGUACGGCAAAUGCGGCCUCUAUGA